Molecule: messenger RNA, 1723 nt
Organism: Larimichthys crocea (large yellow croaker)
Lineage: Eukaryota; Metazoa; Chordata; Actinopteri; Sciaenidae
Gene: tufm
Product: Tu translation elongation factor, mitochondrial
Exons: 10
Coding region: 78-1421 (447 amino acids)
Biological process (GO): mitochondrial translational elongation
Cellular component (GO): mitochondrion
Molecular function (GO): translation elongation factor activity; GTP binding; GTPase activity
Source: RefSeq, a predicted model, not a curated record
UCGUAGUGACAGCUGUGAAAGUAUCCGGAUACUAUCUUGAUUUUUUUAUUACUCUUUGGCUCGUCCAACCAUCCAAGAUGGCGUCGCUUGUGGGACUGCGCGCAUGUUUCUCCGCCCUCCAGCUCACCUCGCCGGGCCUCCUGCACAGCUCCUUCAAAUUGUGUGCUGUGCCUCUGAGUCGGCGGACCUUUGCUGCAGAGGCUAAGAAGACGUACAGCAGAGACAAGCCCCAUGUAAACAUCGGAACAAUUGGCCAUGUUGAUCACGGCAAGACAACCCUGACUGCAGCCAUCACGAAAGUGCUCGCUGACGCUGGUGGUGCUAACUAUAAAAAGUAUGAAGACAUUGACAAUGCCCCUGAAGAGAAGGCCAGAGGAAUCACCAUCAACGCCUCUCAUGUAGAAUACACCACAGCCAACAGGCAUUAUGCUCACACGGACUGUCCUGGUCAUGCUGACUACGUCAAGAACAUGAUCACAGGCACAGCUCAGAUGGACGGCUGCAUCCUGGUGGUGGCGGCCACCGAUGGUCAGAUGCCUCAGACACGAGAGCAUCUCCUGUUGGCCAGGCAGAUUGGUGUCGAGCAUGUGGUGGUUUUCAUCAACAAGGCUGACGUUGUGGAGGACAAAGAGAUGCUGGAGCUGGUGGAGAUCGAGAUCCGUGAGCUGCUCACAGAGUUCGGCUAUGAUGGCGAGAACACACCUGUUGUAAUAGGCUCAGCCCUCUGCGCCCUGGAGAACAGAGAGCCUGACCUCGGUAUGAAUGCAGUGUUGAAACUGCUGGAGAUUGUUGAUUCUUACGUUCCUCUGCCCAAAAGAGAUAUGGAUAAACCUUUCCUCCUGCCCGUUGAAGGAGUUUAUUCCAUCCCAGGCAGAGGUACGGUGGUGACGGGCACUUUGGAGAGGGGUAUCAUCAAGAAAGGAGAUGACGCUGAGUUUGUCGGCCACAAUCGGCUCUUCAAGUCCGUCGUUACAGGUAUUGAGAUGUUCCACAAGUCUCUGGAUCGGGCAGAGGCAGGAGAUAACCUGGGCGCUCUGGUCCGAGGACUGAAGAGGGAGGACGUGAGGAGAGGGAUGGUGAUGUGCAAACCGGGAUCCAUCAAGCCUCACCAGAAAGUCAAGGCUCAGGUGUAUAUUCUGAGUAAGGAGGAGGGAGGCAGGCACAAACCAUUUGUGUCCAACUUCAUACCCGUGAUGUUCUCUCUGACCUGGGACAUGGCCUGCAGAAUCACUCUGCCUGCUGACAAGGAAAUGGUGAUGCCAGGGGAGGACACCUCCUUGAUGCUCACACUGCGCCAGCCGAUGGUUCUGGAAAAAGGCCAGAGGUUCACUCUGAGAGAUGGAAACAAAACCAUCGGCACCGGCCUGGUCACAGACAUCUUGACAGUUACAGAAGAAGACCAGGUCGACUGGGGAAACUGAAGGGAAACUGCAGAGAGGGCUCAGCUGGGGGAAUGGUGCACUGUGGGGGGGUCAGGGAGGGAGGGAGGAUCGGUGGGUGGGUGUCUGUGUCUGGUCACAUCAAAUGAUUAUAGAAAUAAACAUACAGUACAUGAACCCAUGCACAAACAUAAAACAUUAGAGGACUCAAAGCAAAGCAUGGCUCUGUUGUGCAGAUCCGCCCAACCAAAAUACCUGUAAUGUUUUACAUGUCUUUGUGUUUAAAGGCCAGGCUGUCAAAAAAUCUGUCAUUUAUGUAAUAAAAUGUAUUUAAUAUAAAAACA